AUGGAACAUAGAAAUUCAUCAGAUUUUGAACCUAAAGUCUAUCAAGCAAUUGAUGAAGUCACUUAUCCAUCGUAUUUGCACAGCUCAAUUAAAGUUGAAAAUAUGAUUUGGGUAAUUACCAAAGAAAAUUUAGAGUCAACCGCGAAAAUAUUAGUUGAAAGUACAAAAAAAUCACAUAUUAGCCAGAAAUUUAUUCAAUUUACUAUAGAUGCAGCAACAAAACGUUAUGAUUUGUUGGAAGCUUUAAAAUUACUUAUCAAUGUUAAUAAAUACAAUGUAAACGUCAAGAAUAUAGAUCAAUUAAUAAAUUCUCAGAACGAAAACUAUUCAAUUUUUAUCAAUGAUGAUAUUGAGAAAUAUCAAACUCAUUGUUAUGAUAAAAAUAGCAAAUAUAGCUUAUCUAUUUCGGCGAAUAUUUACAAUGCUGCUGCUUUUGGAGCUAUAAAUAUCUUUAAAUUUUUAAUUAUGAAUCAAGUUUCAUUUGAAAAUCAAUCAAUUGCGAAGAAAUCCGUCGUUGGCGGUAAUUUCGAACUUAUUAAAACACUUGUCAAUAAAGGAGUUGAAUUCAAAGAUACUUUAGUAGAAGCAUUAAAAUAUCACAGAAAUGAUGUUGCUGAUUGGAUAAUUUCUAAUUACGGAUGCUCGCAUAUUAAGCCAUAUCACUGUAUAAAGUGGGGAAAUAUGGCUGCUGUAAUUUUUUACAUAGAAAAUGGAAUGAAAAUUGAUAAUCACUUACUAGAUCAUGUUGCUGUGAAUUUCUGCAUGCCUAUGGUUGAUUAUUUAAUUACUAAAAAGGCAAAUUUCGCUACCGAUUCUGUAGUUGAAGAGGCUGUAAAAGUAAAUAAUUAUCAUUUGCUAAAAAUGAUAUUUGAAUCCGGAUAUAAGCCCCCUCAAAAGCUUUUAAAUCAUCAAUUGAUUGUUGCAUGCCAGCACGGAUACUUAGAAGCUUCGAAAAUUUUAAUUCAUUCAGGUGCAGACGUAAAUAGCAACACAAGCUCUGUGGGAACCAUGGCAGGAACACCAUUAUAUUAUGCAAAUUUAUCAAACAACAAAGAAUUGCCAAAAUACUUGAUUGAUAAAGGAGCAAUGAGAUGA
Trichomonas vaginalis G3 is the source of this 1095-nucleotide messenger RNA. RefSeq names its product spectrin binding. The record is from RefSeq and is a predicted model, not a curated record. The transcript has a single exon. Bases 1 to 1095 code for a protein of 364 amino acids. Gene Ontology annotation, molecular function: protein binding. NCBI's taxonomy places the organism in Eukaryota, Parabasalia, Trichomonadida, Trichomonadidae.